This is a messenger RNA of Phasianus colchicus (ring-necked pheasant), 2213 nucleotides long. RefSeq names its product DNA polymerase gamma 2, accessory subunit (gene POLG2). Gene Ontology annotation, cellular component: cytoplasm; mitochondrion. Gene Ontology annotation, biological process: mitochondrial DNA replication. NCBI's taxonomy places the organism in Eukaryota, Metazoa, Chordata, Aves, Galliformes, Phasianidae. The record is from RefSeq and is a predicted model, not a curated record.
CUGCGCGCGCGGCAGGUGGCGCGUGCGCGGUGCUCGCGGCGCCCCCCUCCUCAGCCGUGAGGGCGGUGGGAAGAUGGCGCUGGGCUGCCGCCAAGGGCGCCGUCUGUGCAGCCCGGCUCGCCUUAGGCGGCGGCCGCUCGCCGCCUGGGAGCCGAAGGCUGGGUCUCCGGCACGGUAUUACGCGGCGGCCGGCGGCGAGGCGGCGAGCGGGCAGGAGGAGCUGCUGCUGGAGGUGUGCCGGAGGCGGCACUUCUUGCGGGGCGGCCCGGAGCUUUGGGCCCGGAGCGCGCAGCUCCGCUUCGGGCCGCUGGGCGUGGCGCUGCGGGGCAACCUGGCGGCGCAGUGGUGGGACGCGGUGCUGGCCCGCCGGGAGCAGGUGUUGGCGGUGGAUUCCCCGCUGUACGGCCGCCCCUCCGCCGGCUCCCCGCUGGCUCAGGGCGCUCCGCGGCUGCUGCACUCGGAAACCCUGCGCGAAGUUCUCCAGAGCGGGGGCUGCGGCCGGCAGCCCGGCGGUGCGGCUCUGCAAGAAGCGCUGGGCAGCGCGGGAGCGCUUCGUGAGAGCCUCCUGCCCGGUGCUUUGGCACAGUAUGUUAGCUGCUUAGAAUUUGUGAACAAGAGACUGCCCUGUGGCCUUGCUGAAGUUGGAGUAUGUUUUCACUCCAUUCCAGGAAGUGAACAACACAAUGAAAAGCUUAGAAGAAUAGGCGAAAGGACUACAUCGUUACUUACAUGGUUUAGCUCUCCCAGAACUGCAGGACAGUGGCUCGAUUAUUGGUUACGUCAGAGACUGCAAUGGUGGAGAAAGUUUGCAGUGGGCCCAUCCAACUUCGGCAGCAGUGACUUUCAGGAUGAAGAAGGAAGACGGGGAUUUAAUUUGCAUUAUGACUUUCCUUGGGGGAGGGAAACAAUAGAAACAUUGAAAAACCUUGGUGACACUGAACUGUUACAGAUGCAUCCAGGGGAUAAAUCAAAAUUACUGGGCCGGGAUGGAAGGAAGAAUGUUCUUCCUCAUGUUCUGUCUGUGAGUGGAAAUCUGGACCAAGGAGCAUUAGCUUACCUCUUUGAUUCUCUCCAGCUGGCUGAGAAUCCACUGACAACAAAGAAAAAUUCGCAGAGAAAGGUACUUAAACUUCAUCCUUGUUUAACACCUAUCAAAGUGGCUUUGGAUGUAGGGAAGGGUCCGACAGCAGAGCUGCGACAGGUUUGUCAAGGAUUGUUCAAUGAACUGUCAGAAAAUAGAAUUGCUGUGUGGCCGGGUUAUCUUGAAACCACACAGGUAUCUCUGGAGCAGCUUUACACAAAGUACGAUGAGAUGAGUGUUCUCUUCAUGGUCUUGAUAAGUGAUUCUACUCUGGAGAAUGGAGUGGUCCAGCUGAGAAGCAGAGACACUACCAUGAAGGAAAUGAUGCACAUUUCUAGGUUGAAAGACUUUAUAACUAAGUAUAUAGCAUCAGCUAAAAAUGUAUAAACUUAAAUAUAUCUAAUAAAAGUAACUUUUGUAAGUGUCUGUGCCUGAAAUGAUUUCAAUGGUCACAGAUUUAGCAAUUUUGCAGAGAGUUCUGCUAAAACUUAAUAAUGUAUCCCUUUUCUGUCAAAUCUAUGUCUUCCAAGUUACCUGGAAAAGGAGAGAGAGACAGAUUUGUCUCUCUGCAGCAGGGCUAACCAUAUUGUCUCCCUUGUCUUCAAUUUUACUCUCUCUUUGGUUUUACUUCACUCUGAGAACUGAGAAACUGCUAUGGUUACCACUGGGUAAAAGCAGAUAGAAAAGUCAGAUAUGGAUCUUCUAGCAUGUAUCUUGGAGGACAACAAAGCUGAAAUAACUUCUUGUAAUGACUAAAGACUUUUGAUUAAUUUGUGCUCUUAUACAAUCCAAUUUUUAUUUCAGGAACAAUGGUUAAAUGCACAGGAGAUUCACUCUUAUCCUGACAGUGAUUCACUGUGCUUUUGGCCAUUAAAAAUAAAAAAGGACAAGAAACUGUUGUUUAUUUAACAGGAUUGCUAUUUGUUCCUUUGUAAUUCCAGUCUACCUGUUAGGCAUUUUGUUUUAUAACCAUAGUAUUACUGAAGGAUUUUUCGUAGUAGUAGACAACUAACUGUGUGAUCUGUGAAGUAAAUUUAGGCCAGGCAGUCAGUAUCUAAGCAUGGUCUCACUUAUAAAUAUGUGAGAACUAGAAGAUUCUUUAUAAAUAUGUAAUAGAGUUAAUCACACAGGC